Leguminivora glycinivorella is the source of this 3967-nucleotide messenger RNA. Its product is annotated as cylicin-2-like. The transcript has 10 exons. Bases 157 to 1806 code for a protein of 549 amino acids. The record is from RefSeq and is a predicted model, not a curated record. Lineage: Eukaryota; Metazoa; Arthropoda; Insecta; Lepidoptera; Tortricidae.
CAUGGCAACACUUACUGUUUCGUUGAACGAUGCGGUUAGGAGACGCUUUCUCAAGAAUUAUUAAUUUUGUUUGAUAAUUACGCGCCUAUUUUGGUGAUAACGAUUUCAGUGUUGUAAGAAUUGUGUUAGUGGAUUGUUUACAGUGAAAACCGUGAAAUGAGUCAAAUGGUGACACGACAGCGGACGGGUGGGGAUGAAAAAGAAAAGCGAUCAACAGACAGCCCUGUGAAAGAUAUGAAAAAGAAAAUGGCGGCCAACGCUGAAAAGGAAAAGAACGCCGCCGAUCAAGCCACAAGCAAACCUGCAGACAAACCCACAGAUAAAUCAGAAAAAUCUGCAGAUAAACCGACAGAAAAACCUGCUGAGAAAGCAGCGGAUAAACCUAAAGCCGCCGAAAAACAGGCUGAUAAGAAAGAUAAAGCUUCUGAGAAGGAGAAAGCUGUAGAGAAGAAGGAUAAACCUGCUGAGAAGAAAGAGGGACCGAGUGAGAAGAAGAAGGAGGAGAAUGGGAAGGCGAAUGGGGAGAGCAGUGGAAAGACAGAGAAAGCAGCAGCAAACGGCCGCCCCAAACAGAACGGCGGCACCACAAACGGCACGGUGAGUCCCGACUCGGACUCCAUAUCCGAUGCGGACGAGACGGAGCAGUUCCCAGAACUGGCGUAUGAUGAUUCUGAUGUGGAGUGGGAGCCUGGCAUGGACUGUCCUAGCAGGAGUUUAACUAGGCGAGAGCAGGUGAAGGCGACGCGCACUCCCGAGACGCCGCGCCCGGCCUCCGACAAGCAGGACACUGAUGAAUCAAAGGAAAAAGUUCUGAAACUCACCGAAUCAGGCAAAGAGACUCCUAAAGAAAAGAAAUCAGAUGCCAAAACGGAUGCUAAAUCGGACGGAAAAUCGAAAGCGGAUGCUAAAAAAGCAGAAACGCCAAAGAAGGAUGAAAGUAAGGCGGAUGCUAAGAAGGAUGUGACUAAAGCGGAUGCUAAAAAAGCAGAGACGCCAAAGAAGGAUGAAAAGGCGGAUGCUAAGAAGGAUGCGACUAAAGCGGAUGCCAAGAAGGAUGUGAAGGAAUCUCCUAAGAAGGGGAAGGAGGAUAAAUCGGAAAAGGUGGAAGUUGAAGUGGUUGUGGAGAUUGAGAAUAAUGGAGAUGCGGCAGAAGAAUCCCGCAAACCAGACACAAACUUCUCCAAAUCACGCGUCAAGGUGUCGCCAUAUCGCCGCAGUAUGCGCAUCGCAGACCAGACCACUAGUUCCACCACUGCCAACUAUACUGGCAACAACACAACAAUGGAAAUGGAUAUAACAGAGACCUCUUCCUUCAUGGACGAGACCAUGGACGACAGCUAUCUGAGCGGCCUCCGCGCCAUCAAGGGCCGCCGCUCCUACAAACUGCUUAAGGAUAUGCCACCGAGAAGUGCCAACAGGAGUGUGCGCUCUGUCACUAGCAUUACCACAGUAUCGGAAACAUCAACCCGCCCCACCGCCCCCGUGGUGGGCCGCAAGCGCAAGCCGGAGCCCGACGACAAUAUCUCCGUGGCCAGCGAGGCGCGCGAGGACGACAGCCCGCUGGGGAAACGUCAGAGGCUCUUGGAGAGGCUCGCGCGCCCCUUCAGGAGGACCGUGCUCAUGCCUGCGAGGAGGAAUGCUGACAUCGUGGGCAUCAACACAGACCUGCCACUAACAGCUCCCGUGGCGUCCACGUCCAGCUUCGACCCCGAGGCGCUCAAGCCUGCGCCUGCGCCCACAGACAUACAAGCCGCGCCCGCGGCAGCGCCCGCUGCUGAGGACUCCAAACGGUGCGUCAUCAUGUAAACUGCUACUAUCUAUUACAAUUUACACAAUUGUCUAAACAGUGUCUUAUACAAACAUGAUUUUAAUUUGAGUCGUUCUUUCUCGGAAAAACGGUAAAAACGACCCAAAGAUGUUCCGUAAAAACUCCCAGAAUCAAUGAAAAACCCUUUCUGUGUGGGUUUACAUUGUCUGUUUUUAAAAAUAUUUGUGUUAGACAUUUGUGAAAUGAUUUAUUUACGAAUCUGAGAACUAUUGAACUAAAACUAGACUAAUAACGGUGGCGCGUAUUUAUUCAGUUGCAAGAAAUCAAGAAUACACUUCAAACGAAUAAGUUAUAGCUUUUAUAAUCGUAUACCGGCUGAAACAAACUCUAUUGAAAAAAAAUCAAAGACCUAUAGCAAGUUCUUAAAAAAAUACAAUUUUUUAAAAGAUUGCCAAGACACACAACACCUCAAAACUUGCUGGCAUCCACAGACUACAAGGACUGCAUAAAAAGUACCCAACAAUAGAAACUUAUCUAAAAAAUUUGUAUCAAAAAAUUAUUAACUUAUGAUUAUGAAUUUUCUAAGUUUUUAUUUCAUUAGUUCUCUGAUCCAUUUAAACAGCGCUGCUCUGGGUUCUAUGUAGAUCAUUAGAAUGAUACAAUUUAUAUUUAAUCAUAAUCAAUAUAACUUCGAAUAAUCACUAUGUUUCAUUAUUACCUACUUAUAAUAGAAUUAUGUUUUGUACUGUCCCAUUAUAAUUGAUUUCUAUAUGUAAUUAUAAUCAUUGUUAUAUACAGUCAAGGUAAUAUAGAUGUAGGCAAAAUGUCAAGAAUAUGGAUACACAACUUUAUCCAUAAUUAUAAAUGGGAAAGUGUGUGUGUCUUGUUUGUUUGUCCGUCUUUCACGGCAAAACGGAGCGACGAAUUGACGGUUGAGGUUACUUUUUGUUUCUCACCCCCCCCCCCCCCCCUCUUUCUUCCCAAGGGGGUGGGGGGUAGUAUCUUAUACGUUAAUGUUUGGGAUACAUAUUUUAGGCACUUUGUCCUCAUCUAUGUAUAUUUAAUGACUUGAUUAUACGCCCAGAGCUCGUCAGUCAAAAAAUAUGUAAUGAUAGAAAUCUAUAAUUUUCAUUGUAAAUAGUUCAAAUUUAGAUUAGAUCACGUAUAGUAUAUGAAACAAUGAAAUAUAUGUAUUAAGAAAUGUAUUUGAGCUGCCUUUAGGCUUUGUAUACGUAUUUGUUGAAAGAAACAAACUAUCUAACCUUCAAAUCUUCAAGAAAAGAGCGUACACCCAUCUGAAAGGCCGGCAACGCACCUCCAACACCUCUGGUGUUUCGGGUGUCCAUGGGCGGCAGUGAUCGAUUACCAUCAGGAGACCUGUCUGCUCGUUUGCCUCCUAUCCCAUGAAAAAAAAAUCUAAAAGUUUGUAAAAUUAGUGUUAAAACCACUAUAUCUUUAAAAAUUCGUUUGCUAAACAUCGACAGUUAUCUAAAAGAAUAAUUAAAAUAAGAAUCAAUGUACAACUUUUAAUAAAAAGUGUGUAGAUGAUUUUAGUUACCGUAGUUCCCUUGUGACGAUGGGCUAAGAAUUUCACUAUCUCCUUUCCUGUGCCUAGUGCAGAAGUCGACUGUGGGAUAUAGGUUCAAUUGUGUGGCACCCUGUCAAGCCAAGAGUGGUGCUGAAUCUUGAUUACUUUCAUGUACUCUUAUUUAUGUAGUUAGAACCAGGUUGCACGAUUUUUUCUGACUAUACCUAAAGGCCGCUCAAAUAACAUUGAUUGCAAUUUGAUAUUGCAAUUAUAAAACUGAGCAAUACAUUGUAAGAACAAUAGACUUGUUCAAACAGUAAUUAUGUGAAAGACAAAGAAAUUAAGAAAAUAUUUAGUUGUUGGUAGAUUAGGUGAAAUAUAUUGCUUAUUGCCUUCAGCAAUGUAGGGUACAACCGGAUUGUUAUAUCUGACUUGGGCGGUAAUGCGUACUUUUCAGGCCUGCAACGAAUUUAUGUAUGCCAAAGAAUGCCUUAAUACAUUGAUUAUGAGUAAAAGAUAAUGUAAUGUUUUGGUCUGUGUGAUUUUCGUAAAUGAAUUUAUUGCUUACAGUUAUCCCUUAAAUGCAUAGUGAUGUAUAUAUGCAUUAUGCAUUUUUGUCUCUAUUGACAGCAUGUCAAAGUUUAAGUUUGAAUAAAUCUGUGUCAAAAUCA